AUGGAAAAAACAGUGCCCAACAAGCACUCAAGACGACACUCGACCGGCAACUUUUACAUCGAACUCACAGGCUAUGAAGACGUUUUAAGUCGAUAUCUAAGCCCACCAUUUCCCUCCUGCCACGACAACUGCAAACCGCAUCCACCUGGGUCUGACCACCCGACCCAACCCAAGCCCACACGUAAGAGAUCAAACAAAACCGACGGUGAUUCUCCACAAGGAACCAAGAAACCGUUCACACCGAUUCCCAGAUCUCCAACACGACAUGCCAAGAUCACCAGCAACUCACUUCCUAAGCAUCAAGUCAAAUCACAACCCAUUGACUCCAAAAGUCAAGAUUUUAAGUCAAAGUCGAAGUCUGAGGAAACCGAUCCGUUUUACAUCCAACCGUCAAGAAUUACCAGGAGAUUCAGUGAUGUAAAUCUACACACCAAUGAUUUAGCAGUUGGUGGUCAGGUCAGAAGCAGUAAAAGAUACGAUAAAAAGAUCGAUUCAAGAAAAGACGUUAAACCAAUCAAAAGUAGCGUUAAGACGCCCGGAGAUGGGAUAACUUCUAAAAAGGCGCAAGCUUUAAAGACCCUUUCUGGUUCAACGAAGAAAACCGCGGUUGACCAUGAUUCAAAAAAGUCAAAGUCUGUAGACACAGUUGGUGAAGUUGUUCAAGAAAAAAACAAGAAAAGUCAAAGUCCUAAUGAGGAAAAAGUACUGCAAAAUGGAACACAAAUCGAUGAAACCCCAGGAAGUCAAAGUCGAAGUCAAAGUCAAAAUAAUGGGAAUAUGACAGCCUCAGGAGUCAAGAAAACAGAAAACUCGACACGAGUACGAAAACCGGCAAAGGAAAACGACGAACUUUCGUCUCAAAAGCUCAAAUUUAAGCAAGGAAAGACUAUCAGGUCGCAGUCUGAGAGUAAUGGUCCGAGAAAAGCUAAGUUUGAGAAAGGAAAGGUGUUGGAUAAAAAUCAAACUGGUCAAGAAGACAAUAAAAGUUUAAGGAGAUUGACUUCUGAAGGCGUGUCACACACUCCCGAAAGUAAUUCGGUUAGCGUUGCUUUAAAAGCGUGUGAUGUGGAAGUAGCUAAACCAAAUAUACGGUUGAAUAAUGUUAUCGAAGAGACUGCUAGCAGGCUUAUUAGAACUAGGAAAAGCAAAGUACAAGCUUUAGUUGGCGCUUUUGAAAUGAUCUCUUCAAAUGAAUUUUAA
Helianthus annuus (common sunflower) is the source of this 1200-nucleotide messenger RNA. RefSeq lists its product as uncharacterized. The transcript has a single exon. The coding region runs from base 1 to 1200 and encodes 399 amino acids. Gene Ontology annotation, molecular function: calmodulin binding. The record is from RefSeq and is a predicted model, not a curated record. Lineage: Eukaryota; Viridiplantae; Streptophyta; Magnoliopsida; Asterales; Asteraceae.